AUGUCUGAGCAACUGGAAUACUUCAGAGAGUAUAAAAGCAAACUGGAGCUAGCUAUUGGAAAGAGAGGAACCAAAAACCUCAUUAACAAGGCUGGGUUCAUUGUUAGCGCCGGUACAAACGAUUUUGUGGUCAAUUAUUUUGGCACACCGAUUCGUCGGCAAAGCUACACUGUCUCUGGCUACCAGCAAUUUUUGAUGCAACAUGUCCAACAGUUCAUACAGGGUUUGCUGAAUGAGGGGGCUAAGAAGAUAGGCAUAGUUGGGCUACCUCCAAUGGGUUGCUUGCCUGGGGUCAUCACCCUUUAUUCAAACACUUUUCAUCAACGUGAGUGUGUCGAGACAUUAUCAUCCAUCGCCAGAGAUUACAAUCAAAUGCUCCAGAAAGAGUUGAAGGCAUUGCAAAAUGGUCUAACUCAGAUAUUUUAUGUAGACAUAGACCAACCACUGAGGGACAUGAUUCAACGGCACACAAGUUUUGGUUUUGAAGAGGUUAGCACUGGUUGUUGUGGGAGCGGAUUAUUUGAAACUUCAUUUACCUGCAACUUGGAAUCAAAUGUUUGUGAAGAUGCUUCCAAGUACGUAUUCUGGGAUUCAAUACACCCAACUGAAGCAGCAUACUACAUUAUCUUUGAGGCCAUACGACCCACCAUUGAUAUUGCCAUCAAAUAA
Messenger RNA from Ilex paraguariensis (yerba mate), 669 nucleotides. Lineage: Eukaryota; Viridiplantae; Streptophyta; Magnoliopsida; Aquifoliales; Aquifoliaceae. The record is from the annotation of a GenBank genome assembly.